AAUCUUAGCUGUUUGAGUUGAGGUUACGAUACUGUCCGAAACAACGAAAAAUAUGUCUGAUCCGAAAAUUGCCCUUGUAAUAGACUAGAAAUUUCCAAUUCAGUCAAUCCUCUCUCUCCCUAGUUCUUAGCUUUUAUUUGUGGGAGGCUUUGUUUGUAAUUUUGUUCAAUUCCAAGGCCAUUUCAAAUUUCUGGCUGUUUCCCUCGUCACACUCAAACCCGCCAGUCUCACUGUGGACACUCUCUCAGCUGGAACCGCCACUUUCUCUGCAAGGGACUAACCUUUAGACCCUGAAAACCCGGUUUUAGCGAGAGAAGCAGAAGGGAGAGAGAGAGAAAGAAAGAAGGAAACGAGAAAUAUCGUGAAAUUCAAAGGGAAGGGAUGGCGAUCCCCGAAGUAAACCGCCAACAAGCCAGAGGGAGACCUACGGCGUCUUCAACACGACCGCCGGUUCGAGCUAGAAUUCGGCUCCGGCAGCUGCUUCGAGUCACUUCCGUGGCAUGCGGGAUACAGUUCGGAUGGGCUUUACAGCUCUCGCUUUUGACACCUUACGUUCAAGAGCUAGGUAUACCUCACCAGUGGGCCAGCAUCAUAUGGCUUUGCGGGCCGCUUUCGGGCCUCCUCGUACAACCUCUGGUGGGACACAUGAGCGACCGAUGCACCAGCCGCUUGGGUCGUCGCCGACCUUUUAUCGUGGCUGGUGCAGUUUCGAUUAUCGUUGCCGUUUUGAUCAUCGGUCACUCCGCCGAUAUCGGAUGGUUGUUCGGCGAUACAGAGGCGUCCCGGCCGAGAGCUAUCGUGGCGUUUGUUUUCGGGUUUUGGAUUCUUGAUGUUGCUAAUAACGUGACUCAAGGUCCUUGUAGAGCUCUACUUGCUGAUCUUACUGGAAAGGAUCAUCGAAGAACUCGAGUGGCAAAUGCUUACUUCUCGCUAUUUAUGGCUGUUGGUAAUGUUCUUGGCUAUGCAACAGGAUCUUAUAGUGGGUGGUUUAAGGUUCUUCCAUUUACCAUGACAGCUGCCUGUGGUGUUGACUGUGCAAAUCUCAAAUCUGCUUUCUUUCUAGACGUUAUUUUUAUUGCAGUUACAACAUAUGUAAGUGUUUUAGCUGCUAAGGAAGUGCCUCUAGGUUCAGUUGAGAUGUCUACAGCCUCUCAUGAAGAGAGACCUGAACACUCAGGUGGCAAUGCUGAAGAAGCUUUUCUAUGGGAAUUAUUUGGAACAUUUAGAUAUUUCUCAGGGACUAUAUGGAUAAUCUUGUUUGUUACUGCACUGAAUUGGAUUGGAUGGUUCCCUUUUCUUCUCUUUGACACUGACUGGAUGGGUCGAGAGAUCUAUGGUGGUCAGCCAAAUGAAGGGGCGAACUAUAAUUCUGGGGUCCGAAUGGGGGCAGUUGGAUUGAUGUUGAAUUCCGUUGUUCUAGGAAUUACUUCAGUUCUUAUGGAGAAGCUUUGUAGCAAAUGGGGAGCUGGCUUUAUCUGGGGAGUUUCAAACAUUGUCAUGGCCUUGUGCUUUCUCUCAAUGCUCAUUCUAUCGUAUGUAACAGACCAUAUGGAUUAUAUUGGCCAUGACCUACCCCCAGCUGGCAUUGUGAUUGCUGCACUACUGAUUUUUUCCAUCCUUGGCUUUCCAUUGGCGGUUACUUACAGUGUUCCAUAUGCCUUGAUAUCCACGCGUAUUGAGUCUUUGGGACUUGGUCAAGGAUUGUCGAUGGGAGUCCUAAAUCUAGCUAUUGUUAUUCCACAGGUUGUGGUGUCCAUGGGAAGUGGACCGUGGGAUGAACUAUUUGGUGGUGGAAACUCACCAGCUUUUGCUGUAGCUGGUGUCGCGUCCCUCACCAGUGGACUGAUAGCAAUCUUGGCUAUCCCUCGAAGUAGUCCACAGAAGAUCAGAGCACUCCCAUGAGGUAUUGUUGUACCUUAUUUUUUGUAUGCCAUCAAAAUGAAUAUUAAAUGUUAAGAUAGAAUUUGUAUAUAGGAUAUUGUUACUUUAUUGAUCAAUAAAAUUAUUACAAUCUGAGGUUUUGUUUGGCAAUA
Molecule: messenger RNA, 2033 nt
Organism: Gossypium raimondii (Peruvian cotton)
Lineage: Eukaryota; Viridiplantae; Streptophyta; Magnoliopsida; Malvales; Malvaceae
Product: sucrose transport protein SUC4
Exons: 5
Coding region: 382-1902 (506 amino acids)
Biological process (GO): sucrose transport
Cellular component (GO): plasma membrane; vacuole
Molecular function (GO): sucrose:proton symporter activity
Source: RefSeq, a predicted model, not a curated record